GGCUUCUGACCUCCACCCUGGCACCCCAAAUUUAGAGGUGUCGCCUCCCGCGCGCAAAGCGGCUGAGCGUCCGUGAACAUGCUGGGGAUGUACGUGCCAGACAGGUUCUCCCUGAAGUCCUCCCGGGUGCAGGACGGAAUGGGGCUCUACACAGCCAGAAGAGUGCGAAAGGGUGAAAAGUUUGGACCUUUUGCUGGAGAGAAGAGGAUGCCUGAAGACUUGGAUGAAAAUAUGGACUACAGGCUGAUGUGGGAGGUUCGUGGGAGUAAGGGAGAAGUUCUGUACAUCUUGGAUGCUACCAACCCACGACACUCCAACUGGCUUCGCUUUGUUCAUGAGGCACCAUCUCAGGAGCAGAAGAACUUGGCUGCAAUUCAAGUAUUACUUGCACAGUCCAACCCUCGUACUGUGCUGAAGGGGACUCAUGAGGGUGUAACUACCAGAGGUGAGCCAUCAUUGGGAGCCAUCUUCAAGGAAGGAGAAAACAUUUUCUACUUGGCAGUUGAAGAUAUAGAAACAGAUACAGAACUUCUGAUUGGUUACCUGGACAGUGACAUGGAGGCUGAUGAGGAGGAACAGCAGAUUAUGACAGUGAUCAAAGAAGGGAAAAUUGAAAAUUCUAAAGGACAAUCAGCAGCUGGCAGAAAAGAUGCCCAUGGCUGUGAAAAGGACUAUGCCUGUCCACAGUGUGAAUCGAGCUUUGCCAGUGAGGAGAUUCUUGCUGAGCAUCUCCAAACUUUGCACCAAAAGCCUACAGAGGAGAAAGAAUUUAAGUGCAAGAACUGUGGGAAGAAAUUCCCAGUUAAGCAGGCUUUGCAAAGACAUUUUGAGCAGCACCAGGUGACCUGCCGGGGAGAUGACAGGUUCGUGUGCAAGGCUGACAGCUGUGGGAAGAGGCUGAAGAGUAGGGAUGCCCUGAAGAGACACCAGGAAAAUGUCCACUCGGGAGACACUAAGAAAAAGCUCAUAUGUUCAGUGUGCAAUAAAAAGUGCUCCUCAGCAUCAAGCCUACAGGAACAUAGAAAGAUUCAUGAGAUAUUUGACUGUCAAGAAUGUAUGAAGAAAUUUAUUUCAGCUAAUCAGCUGAAACGUCAUAUGAUCACCCACUCAGAAAAACGACCCUAUAAUUGUGAGAUUUGUAAUAAAUCUUUCAAGAGGCUUGAUCAAGUGGGGGCCCACAAAGUAAUCCACAGUGAAGAUAAGCCUUACAAAUGCAAACUUUGUGGCAAAGGAUUUGCUCACAGAAAUGUUUACAAGAAUCACAAGAAGACUCACUCUGAAGAGAGACCGUUCCAGUGUGAUGAAUGUAAAGCUUUGUUCCGGACCCCAUUUUCUUUGCAGAGACACCUGCUAAUACAUAACAGUGAGAGGACUUUCAAGUGUCAUCAUUGUGAUGCUACCUUUAAAAGGAAAGACACAUUAAAUGUUCACAUCCAGGUAGUCCAUGAAAGACACAAGAAGUACAGGUGUGAACUAUGUAAUAAGGCAUUUGUUACGCCAUCUGUGCUCAGAAGUCAUAAGAAAACACAUACAGGAGAAAAGGAGAAAGUCUGCCCAUAUUGUGGCCAGAAAUUUGCCAGCAGUGGGACACUGCGAGUUCACAUCCGGAGCCACACAGGUGAGCGUCCCUAUCAAUGUCCUUACUGUGAAAAAGGAUUCAGUAAAAAUGAUGGACUCAAGAUGCAUAUUCGUACACAUACCAGGGAGAAGCCCUACAAAUGCUCAGAGUGCAGCAAAGCCUUCAGCCAGAAGCGGGGCCUGGAUGAGCAUAAGAGGACUCACACUGGAGAAAAGCCUUUCCAGUGUGAUGUUUGUGACUUGGCUUUUAGCCUGAAGAAAAUGCUGAUCCGACACAAGAUGACUCAUAAUCCCAAUCGUCCACUGGCAGAGUGCCAGUUUUGCCAUAAGAAGUUUACAAGGAAUGACUACCUCAAAGUGCAUAUGGACAAUAUCCAUGGUGUAGCUGACAGCUAAUGGUAGCUGUAAAGGACUUAAACCAUACACAAGGGCUCCUAAGAUGAAUCCCAGCUUUUUCUCACCUGAUCAACAUAACAGAAAUAGCCAAAAGUAACUUACUGAUCUCUAGUUCAUAUUUGCUUACUAUUGGUGUCUAUAAAUGCACAUGGAGAGAGAGAGAGAGAGAGAGAGAGAGAAUCUUACUUUUACCAAGAAAUAGUACAAAUGGAAAAAAAGUCUAUAGUCUUGCAAAAUACUACUUGUGUUCUGUCUUAUAAAACCGGAUAAAGGAGUCAGGGCUCUCUUGUCUGUCUCACUGUAAUGAAGUUUAUUGACAUACGUCCCCAUUAGGCCUUCUUAUUUUAUUGUUACUUUUUGUAUGUGUAUGUAUCUGUGUGUGUGUAUGUGUAUGCACACUUUCAAAUACUGAUUAUUGAAGCUGGUUAUUACUAACUUAAAUGGAAGUUAAGAUAUCCAAUUAUUUCUUUACAAGUAAGAGUAAAAGUAAACAUUUUCACAGUCUCAAGCAUGUAGCAUGAUAAGUACUUGUUAUUUUAUGAAACAGAGCAAGAGUUUCUCUUAUUCAAUAGUUCCAUACAACAAAUGAGUUUCAAAUAGAGAUAUUUAAGAAUUAAAGCAUCUAUUAAAAUAUUCUUCAUUUUAGAGAAUUCUCAGAAAUCAUUAAUUUACUCAUUCCCAUGCAGAUAUUCAUGGUCUAAAAUACUUUUGUAAGAUCUGUACAAAAAUAACUGUACAUUUAAAUAUUCAUCAAGGUGUCACUCUUGAGUUUAUACUGGUUCUCUUCAGAAAUUAACAAUAUACAAAUACACAGGGCUAGAAACAGAAGCAGAGUAGGUUCUCCAUAUUUGCUGACUGAGAGUGACAGGACGAUAGAGUAGCAUUACCACAUUAGUUAUGACGAACAUACCCUUUACUCUCACAUUCCAUAAAAGCAUACAGUAGAUGUUGUAUGAGUGUAAUCGUGUCCUCAGAGUGUUAAUAUUCCAUUUUGUAAAAAAUGUUUUACAGAACCCUGGCAGUUAGUGAUUCUGAAACACUUUUGAAUUAUCCUCAAUCAUCAAUCAUCCCACUUAAUUAGGAAUCCAGUAUAAAAAAUAAACAUUUGGCAAUGGUUAUGAUUGAAAUUAUCAUUUAUGCUUAAGGAAAAUGGAAGCAAGAGGGUAAUUUCUUCCUUUAGCUUUCAGUUAAAAUACUUGACAGCAGCAUACAACAAACGGCUUCUCUGGGGAGACAACACGAUGCGAUCUUAUAGUUCUGUCAAAAUAAUCUAGAGCGAUAAUUGUGAACCUUUUAGAUACAAACAGCCCACUGCCAGCAUGCAUGACAUAGGUUCACCUCUUCUGACCUAGAGGAAUCCAAAAGCCAGAAAAAGUUAAAAUGAAACACAAGUCAUGAACCAUUCUAAUUGGAACUUGUUGAAAAGAGAGGAAGUGCAGUUUUAAGGAUAUUUGGUUAUGACAGGUUAAGGAGAAAAGUUAUCUAAAGACACAGUUCUUUGACCUUAUGAAUCUCAUUUUAGAUUAUAGUGAUGUCCAGCUUCAGUUUCAAAAAGAAAAUAUUCAAUAUAGAUAUAUUUAAAUCCUAUAAAAAUUCUAAAUUUGAAAUUCACCAGAGAUAACUUUUAAAAAUAUAAAUCCUGAAAUUAUAGUUUAGAAGAUAUAUAAGUAUGGUUAUAUGUAGUAUUUUGUAUCUGAAAUUAGAGACUGUAUUUUAUAAAAAUAAAUUUUUUUCCUAUUUUGCACUGUUA
This is a messenger RNA of Heterocephalus glaber (naked mole-rat), 3724 nucleotides long. It is a transcript of the gene Prdm5, whose product is annotated as PR/SET domain 5. Gene Ontology annotation, biological process: negative regulation of DNA-templated transcription; regulation of transcription by RNA polymerase II. The record is from RefSeq and is a predicted model, not a curated record. Lineage: Eukaryota; Metazoa; Chordata; Mammalia; Rodentia; Bathyergidae. Gene Ontology annotation, cellular component: nucleus. Gene Ontology annotation, molecular function: protein binding; RNA polymerase II cis-regulatory region sequence-specific DNA binding; DNA-binding transcription factor activity, RNA polymerase II-specific.